GUUUGCCCAAAGACUGUUCGGCCAGCACGUGAUGCGCAUUUGAUCUCGCGCUUCAGCCCUACACAUUGUUCCGCCGCCAACAUGAACCCCGCGCUCGAGGACGAAAUCACGUCGAUAAACUCCAUCUACGACCCGGACACCGAAUCCACCCUCACCGUCAUCUCCUCGGCGCCGGAACAGAUAUGCGCUUUGCGCCUGCCCUCGCUGCCCUCGGUAUCGCUACGCCUUGAAUUUCCGCCCGAUUACCCCGACGCUCCGCCCUCCGUGCUCGGGACGCAGACGGUCGGCGACGAUGUUCCCAAGGGCUUUGGCACGCGCGUCGUCGAGCUGGUGCGCCAGGUACUGGCCGACGUGUACCAGCCCGGCGAGCCAUGCGUGUUCGGGUUGGUCGAGGACGUGGGCGAGCUGGUGGAGCGCGAGCGCGCCGCGACGCUGGAAGAGCAGAGUCGCGCGCGAGAGUCCGAAGAAGCUACGAAAAUUGGUUUGAGCAGCCCGGCCACGGCAGGACACGACGCUAGCAAUAAUGACGGCUUCUCACGCGACUCUCUUCACGCGCAGGGCGACGACGACGAUAUCGGCCCAGACCCGCCCUGGAUCCUCUCCGAGCCCUUCGUGGAGAAAAAGUCUGUCUUCCUGGCGCGUGCGGCAACCGUCCAUUCAACCGCCGAGGCGAAGCAGUAUGUGCGGCAUCUACUGCUGACGGACAAGAAGGCCGCAAAGGCGACACACAACAUGACGGCGUGGCGCAUAAAGGGCGAAGGCGACACUACGUUCCAGGACUGCGACGACGACGGCGAGACGGCCGCGGGUGGAAGGCUGUUGCAUCUUAUGCAACUUAUGGACCUUUGGGACGUUAUGGUGAUUGUUUCGCGCUGGUAUGGCGGCGUGCAGUUGGGUCCAGACCGGUUUAGGCUCAUCAAUUCAUCAGCAAGAGACGCGUUUGUCCGGGGCGGUUGGGCAAAAGACCCCAAGGAAGCUAAGGAAGCGGCUGGUGGGAAGAAGAAAGGAAAGAAAUAAUCAAUAAACGGCC
Aplosporella prunicola CBS 121167 is the source of this 1030-nucleotide messenger RNA. RefSeq lists its product as uncharacterized. Gene Ontology annotation, cellular component: cytoplasm. The transcript has a single exon. Bases 82 to 1017 code for a protein of 311 amino acids. Gene Ontology annotation, biological process: regulation of translational initiation. Gene Ontology annotation, molecular function: protein binding. The record is from RefSeq and is a predicted model, not a curated record. NCBI's taxonomy places the organism in Eukaryota, Fungi, Ascomycota, Dothideomycetes, Botryosphaeriales, Aplosporellaceae.